CCCGUCGUGAUAUCUAGCUCCUUUUUACACAGUCGGUCGGUUCACAAUCAUAGCAGCUGCUCCUUUAGCCUUCGGCUUUGUUAUGCCUUGCAAAACUAUCCUGAUCUUAACCACAUCAUCUUUCGUAUAGAAGGUCAUUCUACCCCUUUGUCAUCAUGGCAAGUACUAGCAAAGGAGCUUCCUCAUCAUCAACUCCAAUGCAUAAGGUAUGCUGUCCUGCCCAUCCACAGGCUAACCUGAUAGAAGACUCUCACGCAGGAGAUCUUAUCUGCCCAGAUUGUGGUCUAGUAGUAGCUGAUAGAGUGAUAGAUGUAGGAUCUGAAUGGAGAACAUUCAGUAAUGACAAGGCCAAUGCUGAUCCAUCCCGUGUAGGGGCAGCAGAGAAUCCUCUCCUUGAGGGUAAUGACUUGUCAACGAUCAUCGGAGGACCUCUAGGAACUGCCAGCUUCAACGAAGAUGGAACUAAGAAGUAUCGAUCAAAGUCAAACUUGAGCUCUACAAACAGGACUCUAGUAAAUGCCUUUCGUGAGAUUGGAGCCAUGGCUGAUCGUAUCAACCUACCAAAGACUAUAGUGGAUCGAGCUAUGACCCUCUUCAAGCAAGUCAAUGAUCAGAAAACAUUGAGAGGUAGAAGUAACGAUGCCAUAGCAGCUGCCUGUCUCUAUAUUGCAUGUAGACAAGAAGAAGUGCCAAGAACAUUCAAAGAGAUCUGUGCUGUGUCAAAGGUGAACAAACGUGAGAUAGGGCGCUGUUUCAAGCGGAUCCUCAAGGCUUUGGAAACAAAUGUAGUGCUAAUUACAACUAGUGAUUUUAUGUCCAGAUUCUGUUCAAAUCUAAGCCUACCUCCCAAGGUACAGAGAGCAGCAACCCAUAUAGCACGCAAGGCUGAUGAUCUAGACCUAGUAGCAGGACGAAGCCCAAUAUCAGUGACGGCUGCAGCAAUAUACAUGGCUUCACAAGCGUCAGAUGAAAAACGUUCACAAAAAGAAAUUGGUGAGAUUGCAGGUGUGGCCGACGUAACGAUAAGGCAAUCAUACAAACUGAUCUAUCCGAGGGCACAUGACCUGUUCCCACAAGACUUCCAGUUUGCUACUAAGAUUGAAGAUUUACCGCCACCUUGAUAAUCCAACACGUCUAUAAUAUAUUACCUGUUGUCUGAACUCAUGGUGCUGUUCCCAAGUUAUCAACGACUGUGCGAAUGACUGGUGAUCCUUUCUUCAAAGUGAUUGUUUAACAUUGGUUUGACUUUUAAAUAAUCUGAGCUAGAUGGUCACACUUUUCAUCUGUGUCUGUGAUAUGUUCCAAAAAUUAAGCCUUGAAAUAUAAAGUGACCGGAAACACCAUCUUAGUUUCAUCCCAUACAGUU
Molecule: messenger RNA, 1366 nt
Organism: Lytechinus variegatus (green sea urchin)
Lineage: Eukaryota; Metazoa; Echinodermata; Echinoidea; Temnopleuroida; Toxopneustidae
Gene: gtf2b
Product: transcription initiation factor IIB-like
Exons: 10
Coding region: 156-1121 (321 amino acids)
Biological process (GO): transcription preinitiation complex assembly; transcription initiation at RNA polymerase II promoter
Cellular component (GO): nucleus; transcription preinitiation complex
Molecular function (GO): RNA polymerase II general transcription initiation factor activity; TBP-class protein binding
Source: RefSeq, a predicted model, not a curated record